UAUUGACGUCGAUUUCCAUGGAGCUGCUAAUGCUAACGUACUGCGAUUCAAGUCAACACGUCUGCAGUUUCAGAUCUAGUCUGUUUUACAUGCUACAUUUGUUAUGCAAUGUAAAAGUAAAUUGUAAUAAGUAAAAUAUUGCAUUUAUAAUCUUAUGGUUUCUUUAUGAUGCGUUUUAUUUUGCGAAUUGUUGUUUCCAGCUAAAGUUGAAGCUCCAGGAUUUAAUCGUGUUUACAGAACUAUUACCAAGGAAUGAAUUCACACGGGAGAAAGAACCCACGCAGGACCCGUCAACCCAUUCCUGAAGUCCUGCCUAAAUCCCACACACCUGGUUCAUGCGACAACGCUUCCACUUUGCAUAGUAGGAAAACCAGGAAGACUCCAGAUUUGCAUGCUGCUGGAUCAUGUGGGUUAACUGAAACCGUGAACGACAAGCAGAAACCUCAAGCAUUAAACCAAAGUGCCUGUCCCGACCCAUCAAACCGUUUACAAAAACCUUCACGUCCAGUAAGACACACAAAUGGACAUGUGUCUUCAAAUUCAGGUGAACCUGAGCCAAAAAAAUCCACAUUCCAGAAACACCCAACAAAGAUUUCAAAAACAUCUCGCAAGGGAAAAACAAAAGCGGAUGUUCAACCUUGUGACAAAGGCGAUGUUGCCACACCAAGCGAUGUAGCUGGCAACAAACCUUGUUUUGAUAGACUGAAAAAUGAUACAGAACUCAAAGCAAAGGACAAUAGUGAUAAAACAAAACGGACACGUACACAAUCUUCUAAAAAAAUACAGAAGUGUCAGACUUCCUCUGAUGUUUCUAAAGGACUUCACAAGCGUACCACAUUAUCUCCUCGCUCUCAAAAGCAGAAAUCCUCCAGUCACACUAAUAAGGCUUGUAGUUCUGGACCUUGCACACCAAAACGGGGCAAUCUUAAGCCUUGCCCUCUCCUCAGCUCAACGCCCAACUCACGCCUUAGAUCACCAAAUCCAGAUUCAGAGAUAAGCUGCUCACCAUGCACACCAAGAAGUCAACGUAACAUUACACAGUGCAGUCCAGUACAGGUGUCUUCCCCAGAUGACAAACCAGUAAGAAAAGUCAAACCCCGGAAACUCACGGCAGCGGGGAAGCCGGAAGGACAGAGGAAAAGAAAUUCACAGGAGCCAAGGUCUUCUCGGCCCUCAAAACGCUGCAAGAAGAGUGAAAUGUUUUUGACAGAAUCCCCUCAGGAUGAGACGUCUCUUUCCAGUAGAUUUUCUUUGAUAACCCCGAAUCCAGAACUCCAACAGAAAUUGGAUGAAAGCAUGUCCUCUGACCUCUCCAUUGAGCUGAGCCUGCAGGGGGAGUUCCAGCCUCUCUGCCACUCCCUCUCCAUACAGGAGGAUGAAGAGGAUCAGGAUAAUGAUGAUGAGGAGGAGCUGCCCAGUUUCUUGCAGCAAGACAAUAAAAAGCCUUCAUCGAUCUCAGAGGGACUUUGUGUGUGGUGUAAACUGAGGAAAUAUCCCUACUGGCCAGCCGUGGUUAAAAGUGUGAAUCACAAGAGCAAAAAAGCCAGCAUUGUAUUUAUUGAUGGUUACAUAACUGAUCAAAAGAGAAAGAGAAAAGGGUUUUUUGUAUCUCUGCGAACCCUAAAGCCGUUUGACUGUGAAGAAUCCGAAAAACUGGUGGAUGCAGCAAAGGAGAAGUAUGGCAGUGCUAUAACCUGGUCUCUGGAGCUGAUAUCAGACUAUAGAAUCCGCAUUGGAUGUGGCUCCUUCACCGGUUCCCUUAUCGAAUAUUGUGCAGCUGACAUCAGUUGCCCGGUGAGGAGGAAGUUCUCUGAAGGGAAGUCUGUGCUCACCUUCCCCAGUCAGGAGAUUCUGAGCGAGCAGUUUCACAGUUCAGAUGACAACACAGAGGACAUCGCUGUUGAAGAACAAGACGAUCUGCAUUCGAAGAAAGUCUUACCAGACCGAGCCAGGGCCGCGCGCAAUCGAGCCAAUGAGAAGCUGGUCGACUUCAUCGUCAACAGACGAAGAGUCGAAAACCACUUACUGGCAGUGAUCGGUGGUCAGGAGUCGUCUCAGUGGAUGCAAGCCGUCAAAAAGUCCACUCGCCGAGUGGUGGACGUUUACCUGGAGGAUGAGGAGCAGGUGGAUAAAGUGUACCGCUAUCUAGACAUGGUCUGCAACAGCUCUCCACAGAUAAACAACUGUCUGGAAAAGAUCCAGGCCGACCGGAUAAAGCUUAUUCUGGAUGUACUUUUGCCGGAGGCGAUUAUACGUGCCAUUGCUGGAGUCCACAGGCUUUCCUUGGUGAAGGCGGAAGAGAAAUAUCGCAGCGGGCCAUGUUUCAGUAAGAGAGAAAGACAAGAGUUCGACAUGAUUAUUGAACAACAGAUGAAGCUCAAAGAAAUUGCAUUGCAACAUAAAAAGAAUUAUGAUUAAUGUGAGAAUUUGUUCUGUGAAGGGAUAAAGGUACAGAUGCCUUUUGUCUGUUAUAUCUACAAAUACGUUUCUGGUUUCAUGCACAUGGAAAUUUUAUACAAGACUCUAAUUGUUGUUUAUUAAUAAAUCUUUAUUUUACAACGCC
This is a messenger RNA of Misgurnus anguillicaudatus (oriental weatherfish), 2563 nucleotides long. The record is from RefSeq and is a predicted model, not a curated record. NCBI's taxonomy places the organism in Eukaryota, Metazoa, Chordata, Actinopteri, Cypriniformes, Cobitidae.